AUGAAAAGGCGAGUCGUUGCAGUUUCAGAAUAUAACAUGACUUCCACAUCGUUCAACGUUGGUCUCGGUGACGGCUCCCGGCUCUCGAGCAGGGUGCUUCGCCCCCCGGGCGGCGGUCACACGGACAUCUUCAGCGGGGAGGCCGAACCUCCGCGUGGAAGACGUCAGGUCCCCGCCGCUUCCGGUAUCAUGUUUGGCCAUGGAGAUGAAUCAUCUAAAACAAAUGGUGCUCAAGCACCGAGCCAAAAUGGGGCUUCUGAGGCCUCUACUCCACCACAGCCAGAACCAGAACCAGCUCAGCCUGCUCCGCAACAGGAAGCUCCAGCUGAGCCAGCUGCUGCUGUCCAGCCAGUGCCACCCAAGGAGACUAAGACCCCAGCGGUCACCCCGACUGAACAACCCAAGACUGAACCGCCUAAGAGGGUCCGAGUGCCCCCAGGAGGCUUCUCGUCUGGUCUCUGGUAA
This is a messenger RNA of Leptosia nina, 465 nucleotides long. NCBI's taxonomy places the organism in Eukaryota, Metazoa, Arthropoda, Insecta, Lepidoptera, Pieridae. The record is from the annotation of a GenBank genome assembly.